AUGAGCAGAGACGGAGACAGAGGCGCAAAGACUGUUUUACGGAGCCAGAAACACGGCAGGACGCAGCAGCAGCAGGUUUCUGUGCAGAAGAGGAAGAAGGAUCCGUGUGUUAGGGAUGACAUCUCCAGAGACUCACAGUCAGGUAACGACAGUGGCAAGGAGAUUAAAUCAGCAGGAGCGCAGGGGAAACGAGCAGGGAAAGUGUCGACAGGUACCACGGUGGAGGGUCAGAAGAGCCCCGCUGCGCAAAGGAAACUCUCGGACGCCAGUAACGCUUCAGAGGACCUGAGUAAAGACUCCGGCUGCCCGUCCGGGAAACUGUCCUCCUCAGACAGCAGCUCAGAAAUCUCAGACUGUACCUCAGAAGGCAACAAGCAGGACUCUCCGAGCUGUGACAAUGAGCUAAGCUGGACAGACGGAGGAGCUUAUGUGAGACCGGACAGCGAGAGCGCAGGAGACGGGAAACCGUGCGUAAAAGCAGCGAGAGACCCGUGCGCUCUCCAGCCUGAUGUUAACGGAGGAGGACUCCGUCUGUUUGACCCAUCAGGGACGUUCCUGGAGCUCAUGAUGGGGGACACGACCGAUGACCUCGUCAGGGAGGUGGAAGACUUGAGAUCAGAAAACGAAUAUUUAAAAGUAAGCGUAAUUCACUUAAGUCUGAUUUGAUAAAUGUAAGAAUAUCGUCUGAUUAUCCACGUUUGCACCCUGGUUCGUGAGUUGAGAUCCAUAAAAAGCCCUCAGACCGCGCUCUAGAGGGAUUUUCUUUAAAUGCUGCUGUCAGUCUUUAUUAGUAAAGAAGGAAGAAGUGAAGAGAAGCUCUAAAGCAGGAAUCAGGUUAAAACUUACUUCUAUGUUUACACUUGACCUCUAUUAUUUUUACAUCACUAGAUAUAAGAUUGACCACAGGGAUGGAUUUAGUCUCACUGGCACUUUAAGACAGGAAAUAACCUUAUAAUUUAUCUGAAAGAAGAAGUUUUAUUUUAUGUUUCCUCUAUGAAUGAAGGGGAGAGCUGCUGUCUCAUAGAAAUCCUUGUUGGUCACUUGAGCUUUAGUUUGUGCAUUAGAAGAGUGAAAUGUGAGAUAAACAAGAUUAGGAGGCUUUGUUCCUGUUUUAUUAUUAAAGAUUACCCCACUGAUAAAAUGCUGAACUUUAUAAAGUCGUAGAAUUAGAAACAGAAAAAGAAAGUUCAAAAUCCUAACAGCAGGCUUCGAUAGAGGCCAAACAAAGCACUUCUUUUAUUCCCCAUAAUGAUGGAUGAUAGCCAUUUCAUUAGCCCCAUGACAUCACCGUGCCAUCACCAUGAUUAUUUCACCAUUCGCUCACUUUAAGUCUUAAGUGUCACCUAAUGAUGACUCAGGUGACCUGUGAUUCAUAACACCUGGUAUCAGUGUUCGAUCACGUCACCUUUCCAUAUGUGCAGCAGUGACCUUUAACAGACUCUGAUCAAUGGAGAGUCAGGUAUGAUGGUAAUUUGAGGGGAAUUCAAAUGAUGAUAAAUGACAAAAUUCGCACCCUCAGAAAACGUGUAAAAGAAGUGUUUGUAAAAGUUUUGUAAUGUACUAGCAUACUCUUGUUUAAAGUACAUUAGAUGUAAAUGAUAUACAUAAUAACAUAACACCUGAUAAAGAGGUAACACGUCUUAUGUAUUAAUGUAAUGCUGAGUUUUUCGAGUUAAUACAAUGCAAAAGCAAUGAAAUUACCAGCGCAAAUACCGCUGACUCCCUGAGCUGUUCAUAUUCUGUUCAGAACUUAAUUUGCAGAUGAUAAAAAAUAAUUUUCAAGCUGUUUUAAAAGCUCCCGUAAAGAGUUUUGCGAUGUUAAUAAGAUAAACUGAAAUUCAGAUUGGUGCUUUUUUCAUGAUAUCAGCGAUAAGAUUGAUUAUAUUCUAAUAACUGGUGCGAGGGGGUCGGUGUCGGCCAUCAGCUGAAGAAACAGCCUUGUUUUUAACAUUUACACAAAAAUAUUCACAAUUAAUUCUACAUUUGGCCAUUACAAGUCCACAGGAUGAAGUCUUUAGUACUCUAGCGUGUGAGGGACAAGAUAAGCAAAGACUGUUUUGUCCACAGGGGGCACCAAAAUCGACACAAGCCAAAAGUUCGCCGUAAGACAGUCACAGAAGGUUAGCUAUGGACUCAGAGGCACAGUCCUUCUUAAAGUCUGUUACAUUAGCUGGUUUGAGAAGUAAAUUUUCUCUGUUAACAUUUCCACCUCCAUUUUAAAUCAAAGUUUCAGCAUAAAUGGCCUUAAAGAUCUCCUUUCACGGCUUUCAGUUUGGGUCGAUUUUGGCAACAUCUGUGAACAAAGUGGUAACCCCAAACUCACUCUGGCAGUGGUUACAGACAUUGGAAAAUAACUGUGCAGAAAGUGCCAAUCUAGUUGCUCAUGGUCUCACUAGUCUUUGUAGGUCAUUUAGAGGCAUCAGUAUUAACUCCAGCCUGUUUCAUAACCGGUUAACAACUUCUUACAGGGGCUUUAAAUGAUGAAAGCUAAAGUACCAAACUAAAACAUGCACCAUUCUAGUCAAUUAUUGGUCUUUCUGUAAAACAUUUUUGCCACCACCUUGACCAGAGUCUUGUAUUUCAUUGUGAAAAUAUCUGGUAGAACAAGAUUCAUGUAUUCACAAGUAUUACUAAGACUGAGUCUGUGUGGUUUUCCCAGGAUGAGGUGGAGGAGCUCCGCUGUGAGAUGCUGGAGAUGCGUGACAUGUUCCAGGAGGAGGAGGUGUACCAGCUGCAGGAGCUGCGGCUGCAGCUGGAGCAGGCCAACAAGACCUGUCGCAUCCUGCAGUACCGCCUCCGCAAGGCCGAGCGCCGCAGCAUCAGGGUGGCUCAGACGGGACAGGUGGACGGGGAGCUGGUCAGGAGCCUUGAGCACGAUAUCAAGGUCAGAGAGUUCAUUCACCCUUUCAUCACAGUCACUUCCCUUUCGUCUGUGUGUGUGCGAUCAUGUGGUUGUAUAAAAACUCUCCCACCACCCACAUCCAAUAAAAGCUCCUUCUCGAAAAUUGGCGUUUGACUGAAUCACAGCUGCUCCAGUUUACGACAUCAAAGUGAAAACUCUCUGUUAGCCCCACUAAACUUUUUCUCAUCUCAGCUCUCUGAACAGUGAUGGUGUUGUUCAUACAGGCUGAAGGAGGCAGUCUGAGUCAUGACUGCUCACCGUGGACCGUAAAAACCUCCACGCUGUUUUUUUUUUUUUCAGCACCGCAACGGUUUCAUUAGUUUAAAAUCUCUUCAUCAUGCUUCCUGUUUGUAUUUUUGUUAUAAAAUGGGGCAAUUAUGUGGUGAGUUGUUCUCUGUGAGCACAAAAGCACUGUAAUCUUGAUCGGAAUCCUGGCAGGUCAAUAAAAGAGACUCUGUCGAGGCAGCGAGAGCCAGGCUGUGAGCAGUGGUGUUAAAUUCCCAAAAGCCUCACUCCCCUCUCUCCUCCCCCCCCAUAACCCCAAUCCACUCAUGAAUUCCUGUCACAAGCUUUUCCUUGUAAAGUCUUUUAGAUUUUACAGACCAACUGCUGCAAAAGAAACAUGCUGCAGUCACAAAACAGCGUUACACUGAAUCCAUCUAGGACUGAGAGAUUUGCUUUACAGCAUUUGACCUUGUGUGUGAUUGUGGCUCGGAAUAGAUCAGGAGGUGAAGAGGUCUCGGUCCUGGAUCUUGUUCCUGCGUCUGAAACUUUAAAAUCUUUCUUCAAAAAGUUGAUCAAAGUCAAUAAAACUGCCCCAGACAUAAUCUACUCAAAACGACCCCAAACCAACAAAACAUAAUUCUACUACAAAGAGGUAUUAAAGGAAAACCAACGAAAUUUAAAUCCUGCAAAGCGGCCAAAAGUUUACAAAAAGACAGAAAACAACCACAAGGAGAUGUUAAAUAAAGUGCAAGGAGAGGAAACUACCACAAAAAGGGAUUAAGUGACCAAAAAAUGAGUGGAUGAUAAAUUCAAACUGACAAGCAAAAGACAAACAGAUGGCAAAACUAAGAAGCAAAAUUACUGCAAAACCUGAUGAAACAACCUCAAAGAGAUGCAGAAGUACAACAAUGUGGAGCAAAACUACCAGAAAGAGAGGAUUUGCACACCUGUAGAUAAAGACAAAACAACUAGAUAGAAGCAAAACCACCUGGAUGAAACAAAAGCUACGAUGAAGAAACACUGAACACCAUAAGGUGCAGAGAAAGAGUAAAAAGAGUACUUUAGUCAGGUUUGAGAGCUUUGACAGGUCUAGUAUUUGAGCUAUAAUAACCGACUGAAUGUGCUUUGUUUCCAGGUUGCAAAGAGCGUCUCCCUCCGAUUGUACAAUGAGCUGGAGGUGGUGCAAAAGAAGAACUCCCAGCUGGAGUGGGAAAACGAGGCGCUGAGAGAGAAGACCCAGGAACAGGAAGUGGCCAAACAGGUGUUACAGGCAGAGAUGGACAAAACCAGAGAGGUGAGUAGAACAUUCUACUGAAUAAUCUACCUGCCUCGAAGUUAGAGCUUAAUUUUACUCAUGGUUGUGCCAGCGAUACGAUACGAUACGAUACGAUACGAUACGGUACGGUACAAUACAAUACAAUACAAUAAGAUACAGCACUAUAUGAUAUGAUACUUUAUGAUACUAUACGAAUCUAUACGAUACAGUACUAUUGUAGUACUGUAUCGUAUAGAUUCGUGACCUGUACUAUUUAAGGCGCCUAUGGCCUGGUGGUCUAAGCAUGCCCCAUAUACUGAGGCUAUAGUCCUUGUUGCAGCGAUCAUUGGUUUGAAUUCCAGACACAACCUUUUAAGUGCAUUUCUCCUACUCUCUGCUUCCUGAAAGUCCAAGUGCACGUAUAAAAAAGGUUCUUCUGUUUGCAUCAGUUUGACAUUAGAGUGUGUAAGUGUGUAAUCGUACUCCUCAGAUCUCUUACACAUCAGUCAGUCUUGAUAAAACCAUCAGCCCCGAUCUUGACAGAAACAUUAGUUGCCUCCAUCACUUUGGACAGGAAUCCAUCUCCACAUUUCUGCUGCUUCACAGCUGCACCCAUCCCGGCCAGUUGUCCCCCAUGAAGUCAGGUGACACAUGACCCUGAUGGGGCUCAAUGACAUGAGAGGAGGAGGGCAUGGCCAGCAGCUGCCUGGUGCCAUGGUGGGGUGAAGCAGCCUGGUAUGCUUGAGUCUGAACUCCAGGCACAGCUGAUAUCCUCAGCUGAGGGGACAGAGAAAAAAAGCGCAAGAGAUUACAAAAAUAGACUCCCUCUCUCAUGCUUUCCCCUUUCUGCUUUUAUUAAGCUUGGCUAAAUCUGGAUCAGUGUGCAUUAUGGCAUUCAUGAAGACGCAUGUUUGUGCGCUGGUAUACUGACCUACAAUCAUCCCCUGCAUGUGAUUUUAUCAAACAGUGGAUACUGCACCCUGACAGACUGAAUCUUCAGUCCACCUUUUGUUCGUGGGGCCCUCCUCCUGCCUCUGUGACUCGUGCGACAACAAUCACACACCUCUAAUCCAGGAUUCAAUGCUCUGGCAUGAGCUCGGUCAGGGCUACUCAUCAGAGACAGCUGCUAGUCCCUUUGAUCCCAACAGGGAAAUCCACUUAGAUUACCUAAUCUAGCAGCGCUCAACACACAGUGUGGACCCAUGUGAAGAAGAGGGAACCUUUUAACAGACUGCAGAAAAUAAACAGACUUCCUGUAAUGCUGUUGGUGACAGUUUGACUAAAAUCCCCCAAGUAAUGAGCUCAUAAGAAAAACGUGCUUUUAUUUUGAAAUGCAAAAUAAUUUGUCACAAUUAAAUGACAUAUUUCCUAAUUUUUCCACUUUUUCGGCAGCCUAACAGCACAAUGACCUUGAAUUGAAUUACUGCGAGCAGCUCCGUAUGUUUUUCACGUCCAGGCUGCAGAUUCAGAAAAUGACUAUUAUUAACACAGUGACAUCCUGUCUAGUGUCUAGCAGUGAGACAAUACUGCCAGACAGAGGCUGACAUUCCUCUCAUGCUCAGACUCAACAAAGAAACUCGGUCAUGUGGAGAAGGGAGAGACUUGAGCGGGAAGAAAGAGUUUGGAUCGAAUCACAACAUGGACAGAUAACUUUACUUCAUGCAUCUUUGACAAAAACCACAAAGACUCUGAGAGUAUUUUGGAUGAAACAAGUUAACGCAAACUGUUUCAAUCUUGUAUAAAUGGCUAAGCGAGAAAAACUGAGAGCCUACCACUUCCUUGUGUUUUUGGUCAUAUGAUAAUAACAACAAAAUCUAAUUAGGUUUGGGGUAAAACAAGACUUAUUUUAUAUGGACUUAUCGUCCUCAGGUUGAAAUAUUUUGUAUCACUUGAUUAAGUUAUGAAAAAUGAAUGUUUUCGAAUUGUUUAAAUCCAACGUUCAUGAGUGAAAAUGAGGGAAAUCCCACUUUGAAUGGUGCGCUUUGCCUUUAAGGUUGCUAUGGUUACUGGCGGAGUGAUAUUGCUUACAGCUAUGAAAUGAUGUAUUGGUUUAAGAACAUGAACUUUAUUAAUCCCCAAAGGGAAAUUCAAUACUUAUAAUGGUAAUAAUAAUGAUAAUAAUAAUAAUAAUAAUAAUAAUAAUAAUAAUAAUUAGAACAACAAUAAUUAUGUAAAAUAAUAAUAAAAAAUUAAUUAAAAAUAUAAUAAUAAUCAGAACAACAAUAAUUAUAUAAAAUAAUAAUUAAAAUAAUAAUAAUAAUAUAACAACAAUAAAAAUAUUAAAUAAUGAUAAAAAUAAUAAUAAUAAUAAUGAUUUAAUACGUAUAUCAUACUGCUGAUAUGUCUAGCAUUGUAUUUCAGUUGCACUGCAGGAGGUGUGUGUGUGUUCUCUUGUUUUCACAGUUUAUUUGAUAAAAGGUAUCUGAGUCAAAAACAUGCCGGUUUGCAAAGAAACAUAGUAAUAUGUAGAAAUAGUAAGAAACAAAACAUUAGGGAAUCAAAAACUGAAGGUUGGAAAUAUCAAGUACUGGGCUAAAAGGGUCUCAAUUCGAGAGAGCAAACAGACUGUCACUUUUAACCUGUACAGGCUUGCUGUGUUUGUUUGUAAAGCCAACCUGAAAUGAGUGGAAUGUGUUGCUUUUCUUUAACUUGUAUUAAAACAGGAGCGUAUUCAGAGUUUGGCAGCUUGAUUUUUUCCAUUAUGGCUGCAAGUGUCUCAGAUGUUCAGGCAGGACUUGUAUGAUGCUCAAGAAAUCCGUAUCAGGUUGCUCUGUUUCCAGUUGGUGCAUAGUUGAUUUGUCCCUUUUCCGUUUUAUCUCCUCAGGGCUCUCUGAAAAAGAGGAGCAUCAGAUCUGCCGUCAGUAAGGCCGAGAAAAGACUCUCUCAGCAGGUCGAGGUUAGAAAUGUUUGAUUCUCACGUCUGAUUUGAUCAUAUAUAUCUCUUUUUCAUCCUCACCAGGAUGAUUUUUUGUGUCCUUUCUUCUCUCAAAGGAUGACAGCGCCGAUCUGAGGUGCCAACUUCACUUUGCCAAAGAGGAAUUAACUCUCAUGUGCAAGAAGCUCACCAAGUUGGUAUCAGAGAGCGAGGCAAUGCGGGAGGAGCUGGCCAAAUACCGCUCAGCCUACGGUGAUGUGGACGCCAACCAGUUGCCUGAAGGUAAACGACACUCUGCGCGUGCCAGGGAAGCAGAGGUCAAAGUUCACUUGAAGCUGGUGGAAGAGGAGGCCACGCUUCUGAGCCGACGCAUCGUUGAACUGGAGGUGGAGAACCGCGGACUGCGGACGGAAAUGAGAGACCUGAGAGAAAAAAUGGGGAGAGGAGGAGGUGAGGAGGAAGAAGACAAUCUGUUGGAGGAGAAUCCGUCAGCGUCAGAGCAGGCGACUGAGAGAGAAGGAAAAGAGCAAAGUCUGAAAAGAGGAGGCAAAACUUUUGUGAAAGGUCAGGAUAAGGAUGCAGAAAAAUGUAAAAGUAAUGUUGAGAAAUCUUUGCAAGGUAAUCCAUCGAAGACUGACAGGACUGCUUGUCAGAUAACCCGAGAAGGUCCAGUGGGUGGUGAGUGGGAUCCUUCAGACACUCCUGAAAGUGAGAACAAGAAACCUGAAGGUGGUCUGAAAGGUAUGACAAUGAAAGACUACGAAACUCUUCUGGCACUCAGAGAUCAUUCCUGUAUUUUAAGUUCGGCCAUCCAGCUCCUGAUGGCGCCCACAAAAAAUGGCCUCUCCUCAUCUCCCUCAAGUGCUUUCACCUCUCCGACAGAGGACACAAACAGCAAGGCUCAGAAGAUACCCCCACAAGGACCUUUGAACGAGGCCCUGGAGCUUCUCCAGGCUAUGCUUUUAGCUUUCACAGGGAGGUUAGAGACUCUUCUCACAGGAGAAGACUCGGGCAAACUCUCAAUUCACACGGACAGACAAGUUUGGGAAUCCAACUCUUUACCGUUCCUGUCUGGAGAUCACGGUGCCGAUGCUCUGGGUCAACAGGCAGAAGAUCUGCGCACCACAGAGGUUAAAGAGAGGGAAAAACAAACUGGACAAGCGACUUCCAUCCAGUCGGACCCAAAGAUGCGCCUUACGUUACAGAUUCUGUGGGUCCUUCACCAGUGGUGUCUCGUCAAAGGACCUGGGCUUGAGGGGAAAGAGGUAAAUUCAAAGCACUCUGGUUUGUUGUUGAAGUUUUAAUCACUCAACAUAAAUCCUUAAACAUGUCUGUUUGUUUCUAUUCAGGGUAAAGACAAAACCAUGUCUGUGCUGCAGGGGUUGUUGCAAGACCUGGCCACGGCGCUCCAGGAUGAUCCAAUCGACUUUGGCAGCCAGUCCAAAGCUACACAAGGCAAGGCAGCUGAGGUAAGGAUAGUGCUUUCCUUUCAAGCAUGUGCCCCCCCUGCUGCAAGUGAGUCUGUGUGAUACAGCAGGAAGUCCUCGCGCUGAUCUGUCUGCCUGGCCACAAGUGGACGUGACUCUCGGUUCAACAGGCGUCGUGUAAAGACUCAUGCCAGAGUAUUUGGGCUAAUCUCUUGUAGGAGCUGCAGCCAAACAGGACACACAUGUUCAGAUCUACCGCAUGAAAACACACGGAUGAUACGCUGCAUUAUCCAGACUCAUACCACCGUUCACUAUCUAGAGAUACAGCCGACUAUUCUGCUGCUUCCACCUUGUUGGUCGAACGUAAAUAAAAAAGAGUAGUUUGAUUACACAGACGAGAUCUGUAAUCUGGUGUUUGAGUCGUUGCCACUGAACUGUUGAUGCGUCUUUUGCACAGCAUGGCUCGAGAUCUUCUCUGAAGAGGCGGAUUUAUUUCUUUAAUGGUUGUUUUCUUCUUUAUCCUGCCGGCUAGACAGUAAUCCCUCCUUCCCUCAGAGGCACGAGGAGUUUGCCGUGAUGUUACGCCCCAUCCUAUCGUCUAUUUACAAUCUGACCCAAAUGAAAUACAUUAGACGCCUCAAAACACUCUAUCAUGAGAUUUAACUAAAAAUCAAACAACUGAAAUUAUAAACAAGUAAAACUCUAAAUUCCUGUUUCAUGACAAGUAUGUUUUUGUUUGUGUCUUCGCUCAGAGAACCAUCAGCGGUAUCUUUGGUGAUAAACUUCGCUCUGAAGUUGUCAGGUCGGUGUUUUCUUCAUAUUUCAUCUUUUUUCCCAAACUGCCUGUGCUCAUAUUUCACAGAACACCUGCUGUUUUCACAGAACUUACAGCUCCACUUGGAGAAGGCGCCAGUUUCCCCCACACAGCUGGAGGAGGAAGAACUGGUGCUACGUGAGCCAAGAGGCUGCCCAGCUGGACCGAGAGGACCCGGUUAAGACGUGGGACCAUCUAAUCAUGCCGUCCAGCUUCCCUGAUCUCGACUUUGAGCAGAUGUCACUGGAGAGGAGCCACACCGCCCCAGAGAGGUCGGCGUUUCGCAUCUACUACAGCCCCCCGUCGGCGCGCAGGGUCCAGCUGGCCCAGCAGAAGAAAAGCCCCGUCGCAGACGGAGAAUCCUUCAACUCGGCCUCUCCCUGGUGUACACCGCUGACCUCCUUCUCUCAGCUCUGUCUGGGCUCGGCUAACAACCUGAGCGAUGACAUGAAGGAAAUGACGGCCAGCUUGAAGCAGGCGUUUCAGAGCGGUUCACAGGAGGUGAGAGGGAGGCUACAGGGGCGGCCAAAAGAGGGGGCUUGCUUGUGCGCUCAGAGCAGCUCAAAGCCUCAGAUGGUGAGUGUGGGUCAGCAGACAGAAGGGACACACAGGUCAGUGACGACCAGAAGCAGUCCAUCCCGAAUCCUGAGCCCCUCCCUGGCUUCUGCACGCUCUCAUCACAUCUCCACCUCACUGGACAGCUCGCCGAGCAGAAUGGAAAGGUCCAGAUCCUCGCCGAAACUGUACCGCAGACACUCCAGUGCGUCUUCUCCCGCCUCAACCACCAACCUGACCUCCUCCUCCUCAACCCAGUCUACCUCUAGAGACCGAGCACUGUGGAACCAGACCCACCAAAGCCCGUCUGGCCUCUCAUGGGUCCGACAGACCAGCCUCAGAGGGCAGAACCAGAGCCCUGUGAGCAGCACGAAGCCUCCGACUAAAUCUGCAGGAACCAACCGUUACGGCAUGGUCACAGAGUUCCUGCGCAGGGUGAGCGGCCGGGCGGAUAAACCGGCUCCAGGGUCCACUCAGAAGAUGAAAAGCGGGCUCAAGAACCUGGAACGUAUCCCAGCGAGGCCUCCUGCUGCUCCGCUGCACAGGACCGACAGUGUGACGAGGAUCGUCAACCAGAGGUUCAUGAAGCAGAGAGAGGAGUCUGGACGGGCUCAGAGGGACGAGAAGGGAGGCAGUUUGAGCCAGAGUGUCCGACACAGCCAGAGUACAUCCACCUCAGAGGUCAGUGUAACAAAACAAGCAGGUGUGUGCUUCAGCUUUACCAUUUUAACACUCCUGUAACAUCCCCAAGUUCUUGUUUGAUAACUUCUUCAGCUGCAUAAAAGCCUUGAGUCUUUUGCAUCAUAAGCUGAUUGUUGAGGCCUGUUGCACCAGCUCAUUGCGUCUUAUGUCAAGUUGCAAACUCCACACUAAACUGUAAAUUAUAAACAGUUAGUUUGUUACCUUUAAUUGGUUAAUUGCUUCAAUAACCUUUAUUUUAAGGAGAGAAUAUCAUCCAUAAUGAAACAAAAAUAUGGUUGCAGAAAUGGCGAUUUAAGGGGCUGGUUUGGUCUUCGUGACCUAAAUUUGUGGCCUCUUCCCUGUACGUCACCGCCAACUUUUUCGCCCUGUUUCCUGCUUUGUCCACUGAUCUAUCCUCUAAACUCCCCCUCCUCUAAAUAAAAGCAUAAAAGGCAAAAAAAAAGACUUUUUCACUCCACCUGGUCAAUCAGUGAAAAGCUCUGUGUCAGUGGGGUGUUUGUGGACGUGCUGACUCUCAUGCCUUCCUUUCCUCUAAAUUGGCUUACAGCUGAAAGUGACUGCUGUGAACUCCUGUUAAUUGUUUAACAGCAACUUAAGGUAAAGCAUUGUGAUGAGGUGAUAAUCUACUGUGUGAAACAACAACAAUGACACUGAAGGUUGAAAUCAUCAGCUACAACAGAUGGUGAUUUAGCAGCACUGUAAUAUUCAGGGGGAUCUGAAUCUACUCAGAUCUAGGUGUAUAAUGUAUAAGCAAGCACAGCCGCAGAUUCGGCUCAUUUUUAAACUGGUCUUUAACCAUCGCUGGCAUUUGACACUGCGCCAUCAUUGUGGCGUGCAUGCGGAGGGUGAGAGCUUUAAACUACUUGCAUGAUACAGACAAUUAGUGACGUCAACCAAGACAACAUGCCGGACACCUUUAGAGAUGAGAAGUUGAAGUCUUGGUUUCUUUUCCACAAAUUUUUGGACUAAAUUUAAACUAAAUAACCCCAAAACAUCCAAACAGAAAGUUAGAUUAACUUUUUUUUUUUUAAUCAAACUCCAACAAACUUUAAUUUUACCAUAUUUCUAUUAUUUAAUCAUCUGCUCGUCUUCUUUUUUUUGACCAGGAUGGAAACUACGACUGCAGCUCCGGCGGCACUUUGACCUUCUGCUUCUCCCGCCCAUCUCGCUCCACUCAGAGACAAACGUCGAACCAGAGCAAACUCCCCCUCCACCGAUACUCACCUCCAGCCAGCGUGACGGUAGACUCCAGCUGUGAGUGAGCCGGAGAAGAAUCAGGACAACUGAGAGAGCGGUUACAGCCAUGAAUAAGGACUUUAAGAUGUAAUGUUUAAUGUAGAACAGGAGGAGGGAGCUGUGAGUGGAUGUAUAGCUCAGACCUCAUGUUUUCUUAUGGUGCAAUUUACUCUCUUCUCCUUUUUCUGAAUCUUAAUUUCUAUCACUUUAAACUCAA
Messenger RNA from Xyrichtys novacula (pearly razorfish), 12208 nucleotides. The record is from the annotation of a GenBank genome assembly. Lineage: Eukaryota; Metazoa; Chordata; Actinopteri; Labriformes; Labridae.